AUGGUGCAGAGGCGAUGAAUUCCAGCCUGAGCGAGGAGCCCGACGCGCUCUCCGUGGUCAACCAGCUCCGGGACCUGGCCGCUGACCCGCUCAACAGGCGGGCCAUAGUGCAGGACCAGGGAUGCCUCCCGGGGCUCAUCCUCUUCUUGGACCAUCCCAACCCUCCCGUGGUUCAUUCGGCUUUACUGGCGCUGCGCUAUUUGGCAGAGUGCCGUGCCAACAGGGAGAAGAUGAAAGGUGAAUUGGGAAUGAUGCUUAGCUUACAGAAUGUCAUCCAAAAGACCACUACACCAGGAGAGACUAAACUUCUAGCGUCUGAAGUCUAUGAUAUCCUUCAGUCUUCCAGCACGUCAGACACGGACAGCGUGAGCGAGAUGAACUAUCGGCGGCGGAAAGCGCAGUUCUUCCUCGGCAGCACCAACAAACGUGCCAAGACAGUGGUUUUGCACAUAGAUGGCCUGGAUGAUUCGUCUCGACGGAAUCUUUGUGAAGAAGCCUUGUUGAAAAUUAAAGGUGUUAUUAGUUUUACAUUUCAAAUGGCAGUUCAGAGGUGCGUGGUCCGAAUUCGCUCAGACUUAAAAGCAGAGGCGUUGGCAACGGCAAUAGCAUCAACCAAAGUUAUGAAGGCACAGCAAGUGGUGAAAAGUGAAAGUGGUGAGGAGAUGCUGGUUCCGUUCCAAGAUACUCCAGUAGAAGUAGAGCAGAACACAGAUCUCCCCGAGUACCUCCCAGAAGAUGAAAGCCCUACUAAGGAGCAGGACAAAGCAGUGUCUCGUGUGGGGUCGCACCCAGAGGGUGCAGCAAGUUGGCUCAGCACAGCAGCAAACUUUCUGUCGAGGUCUUUCUACUGGUGACUUGGGUUUGGUGUUCAGAGACUGUGUGAAUGAACCAACAGGGGGGCCAGUUUUCCAUUGGUGUGGUGAACUGACAAGUGCAAUUUGCAAUAAAUCAUCACAGAAAUUUUAGAUGAAGCAAAUGUAUGCUGCAUUUUACAUUUUAUUGGACGUUCAGCCUGAUAGGGCAGGGGUCAAAGGACAGAGGCCUCCACUCAAAUUGUUCUUUCAUUUGUUUUCCAUGUAGAUUUUAUUGCUUCACUUUUUAAAGAUGGGUCCACUCUUGCAUACCAAAUGUUUAUGCGUGUAGAGCUUUAGGUUUGACUUCACGUGAAACACAAUAGGGAGAAUCCACUCAAGUCUCAGGGCCUCUGUGAGAGAAAAUUCUUAAUAGCU
Molecule: messenger RNA, 1229 nt
Organism: Merops nubicus (carmine bee-eater)
Lineage: Eukaryota; Metazoa; Chordata; Aves; Coraciiformes; Meropidae
Gene: ARMC1
Product: armadillo repeat containing 1
Exons: 6
Coding region: 15-854 (279 amino acids)
Molecular function (GO): protein binding; metal ion binding
Source: RefSeq, a predicted model, not a curated record